Messenger RNA from Sebastes umbrosus (honeycomb rockfish), 4529 nucleotides. RefSeq names its product discs, large (Drosophila) homolog-associated protein 3 (gene dlgap3). The record is from RefSeq and is a predicted model, not a curated record. Gene Ontology annotation, cellular component: postsynaptic specialization; glutamatergic synapse. Gene Ontology annotation, molecular function: molecular adaptor activity. The coding region runs from base 302 to 3643 and encodes 1113 amino acids. The transcript is spliced from 14 exons. NCBI's taxonomy places the organism in Eukaryota, Metazoa, Chordata, Actinopteri, Perciformes, Sebastidae. Gene Ontology annotation, biological process: signaling.
GCUGCUGUUUCUGCUCCCUCCGUUCUCCUCCACACAGCGAUCGGGGAGCUGCGGAAUAGGCGUGCGUUUCUCUCUUUUCUGUUCCUCCAACGUUGAGUGAAAAACGACGCACAGAAACCCUCGACUUGAAGAGUGACUGAGUUCUUUAGCUGGCCGUUUCUACCUGACGACAUGGAGCACCAUUUCCUGAUGAGACUGUGGUGAGACCGGUGCAGCCCUGUCACGCCCACAGCGCCCCCUUUCGGCCCGGACGGCCCACCACGCCCCGGCGCCUGUGAAAGGGUACCAUGUCAGCCGUAGCAUGUCCCAGCAUUCCUCCGGUGGUGGCGGAGGAGGCCCCUGCCACUGCCCGCCUGAGGACUGUGACGGCCCGGGCAGAGACUACUACCAUGGUCACAGUGAUGGCCACUAUUACCCUCCCGGAGGUCCGGCUGAGGCCCUGGCGCUGGAGAGGCACCAUUCCCAUUCCCACUCCCAUAGCCACUCUGGAGGAGGAACCUUCCCUCGCUCCCACCCCAGCCAGCACCCACCUCUCCAGUCAUUUGACUCUUGCGAAGAGUGCCUGUCCUCAGGCCACGGAGGGAAGAUGCACCGCAUUCCCCCGAACAUGAUAGACCAGUUUGAGAAGCAGGGGCCCUUUCAUCCGGACGGCUUCCACACGCUGCAGUACCAGCGCACCGCAAGUGGGGGCGCUGAGCCGCGCAGCGAGAGCCCCUCGCGUAUCCGCCACCUGGUCAACUCCGUGCAGCGCCUCUUUGCGAAGUCCCAUUCCCUGGAGGCACCGACCAAACGGGAGUACAACGGCACGAGAGGAGGUGGCGACUACCGCGGCGAGAGAGGAGGAGGCCACAGGAGCGGAGGGGAGGAGGGCGGAGGCCACUAUUCGGGUCACCAGCCUCGCUCUACCAGGAGGAGCAAGUCUCGAGAGCGUAGCAAGAGCGGAGACUCGCGGCACGAGUCGGGCAGACGCCACCGCAGCAGGACGGCGGGCUGGUGGAGCUCUGACGACAACCUGGACAGCGACAGCAGCUUCCUGGUCAGCGGGGGCAGGCGAGGGUAUCCUAGCGGACACGAGAGCCUGGAUGCAGCCAUCCAGGAGCUUACCAUGAAGAGGCCCAAGGAGCGUGGUGGUGGCGGUGGUGGUGGUGGGCCGGGACAUGGGGAGUGCAUGGCGUGUACCACAAUGGCUCUGGCCGGGACCGAAGGAGGGGGACACCACGGACAGCACGGACACCACGGACAGCACGGACAGCACGGACACCAAGGCCACUCCCUGAAAAGGAGCACCUGGUCGGCCAUGACAGUGAGUCAGGCCAGAGAGGUGUACCCUUCCACCAGGGGAGGAGGCUACGAGAAAGCCCUGGUGCCCUUGGAGAGUAAGCUGAAGGAGAGGACCUUCCACUACCUGCAGGUCCCCUCAGAAGACUGGGGUGGUGGAUAUGGCGGCGGCGGUGCUGCAGACGGCGGAGGGGAGAUCCCAUGCCGUCGCAUGCGGAGCGGCAGCUACAUCAAGGCCAUGGGCGAUGAUGACAGCGCGGACUCAGACUCCAGCCCAAAGGCCUCGCCCAAGUCCACCCUGAUCGCCCAGAGGGACGCCUUCAGACGAUCUAUCAGCAUGGAUCAAAGGUACUCAUGUAAGCAGUGUACAGACUCCUACCCCAACAGCCGAACUACACCCAAAACUCAAACCCGCUCUCGUAGUUACACCCGCUCUUUGACCAGCUCACAGCUGGGGGACACGUUGAACCGUCAGUUUGAGGCGGUGUGUGAGACCAUGUUCGGGGAGGUGGAGUCUCAAGCCGUCGAGGCCCUGGAUCUUCCAGGUGUGUUCCGCACUCGCAGCCACAGCUAUGUCCGCGCCAUCCAGGCCGGCUGUUCCCAGGACGACGACUGCCUCUCCGUCUUCUCCAUGUCGGGCCCCCAGGGAAGCAUCAAGGGCGGGGCCGUCUUUCCUUAUCGUAAAGGUGCUCCUCCCCCACUCCCACCUCGCAUGUCCAAGUCUUCGCUCUCGGUGCGAGCCCAGAGCAGCACCGAGUCCACCCAGGAUGCCUACUUCAGCGGACCGCUGGCCUCGAGCUCAGGCCAGGGGCGUCCCAAGCAGCACAGCAACUCAGUGGACCUGGGAAGCUCCGACGGCCCCUCGGGUCGCUCCUCCAGAGGGGCCUACUACACCGCCACGGGCCCCGGACGUUCCCGACAGCACAGUAACUCGGCAGAGAGCCUAGACGGGGUCAGGGGGUCGCGGGAGCUGGUGCCCUACGGAGGGGGCCCGGGAGUCGGAGUGAGGGCCAAACACAGCAGCUCGGCUGACAGUCUGCUGGAGGGGCCACCCAGGCCGAGCAGGGAGAGGGACGGCAGGGUUGGGGGCAGCCUGGGGAAGUCGGUGUCUCUGCCUCAGAACAGCAUAGUGCUGAGUAAAGCUGGGGGGCAGGACGACGGGCGUGGUGGGAGAAAGUGGAGGCCAUCCAUAGCAGUGCAGGUGGACAGCUCAGAGACUCUGUCAGAUUCAGAUGCAGACGGCAAAGCUCUUACCGAGGUCCACUCUAUAGGAGUCCAAGUGGAAGAUGACAAAAGGCGGGCUCGUUUCAAGCGCUCCAACAGCGUGACGGCGAGCGUGCAGGCCGACCUGGACCCCGAGGGCUUCCCCGGGCUCAGCAUCGCCGUGCCAACCCAGGACAAGAGUCUCCAGUUUGGCUGUUCCUUCCAAAGGCACUCGUCAGAGCCGGAGUCAGCUAGCCAGUUCACCGAGUGCCACCGCACCGUCCACACACAGGGACAGUGGGCAUACAGAGAGGACUUUAUCCAGGGUGGCUAUACCACCGAUGCCUGUCCAGCAGACCCACGGCCCCACCAGCACCCACACUUGCCUCCACGUUCCCACUCCCCUCUGCCCAUCACCUCUGAGAGAGCUUGGGCGGGGACGCCGUCCCUAGAGGGCCCCCGGAGCCUGCCCGAUUCGGGCCGGGCCUCGCCCUGCAUGAGAGACGGGGAGUUCUUCUUACGCCUCCUGCAGACAGAGGUGGAGAGGAUGGAGGGUUGGUGCCAGAACAUGGAGAGAGAGGCGGAGGAGAACGAACUGCCAGAGGAGAUUCUUGAGCUGAUACGAAAUGCGGUUGGCAGUGCCCAGAUGCUCAUGUCUCAGAAAGUCCAGCAGUUCUUCCGCCUCUGCCAACAAAGUGUGGACCCAUCAGCGUACCCCCAGCCCACCUCUCAGGAUCUGGCAGGCUUCUGGGACCUGCUCCAGCUCAACAUAGAGGACGUCAGGGUCAAGUUUCAGGACCUCCAGAGGCUCAAGGACUCUGGUUGGAGGCUCCCACCUGAAAAGAAGGAGGAUAAGAAGCUUCCUCCUCCCUUACCAAAGAAGCCAGCAGGCGGGGUGAGUGGCAGCCUCCGGGCCGAUAGCGUCGGGGAUGUGGGCGCCGGAGGUGGAGUAGGUGGAUCGGGAGGCCUGGUGGUGCCUCGCAUUGGUGGACACACCCUACCCAUCAGGGAGAAGUCCCUGGACCUCGGGGACCGUCAGAGGACAGAAGCGAGGAGGAGGCUGCUGCAGACCAAGCGCACCGCCUCCUUCAGGCAGAACUCGGCCACAGAGAGCGCAGACAGCAUCGAGAUCUACAUCCCCGAAGCCCAAACUCGACUCUGAACACUGAGGUGUCUCCCACCCGCCUCCUCGCUCGCCAUCAGCCCUGCGAAGCUGACCUGCACACUAAUCUCAGUCUUUCUCUGAGCCCAGUUUUUGGAUCCUCUACAGGUCAUCGCUGUUUAUCCGCUAUACCCUCCCAUCACUUCACUUAACCACAACUGCAAAUUCACUUCUCUUGCUCAUUAAACAAGCAAUGACAGCCAUUUUAGUGUCUUGAAAUUUGGACAUUUUACUGACACAGAGGCCUCGACUUGAAGUGGUAGCUAGCGGACUUUUUUAAGAAUUCUCUGAAUUUCUUUUUGGCUGACAAACAAGAAACAGUCCACUUUUAUAACGGUAUAGUCAGCGGGAGGUUCACGCAGUAGUAGCAUGCCUGUGCGUGUUCACCUAUAGCACUUCUCCAUCACUGAGAAUAAAGGGCUUAACAGGCACAAAACCUCUGUGGAGAAGAGGAGAUGACAGAAUCUCCCUGUGGAUCCUCCUGAAUGCCAUUUGCAACAGAAUACGAUAGAGCCACACUCUUCACCGAUGCUACCAGUAUGGAUGAAUAAACAUGGAUUCAUUUCUCACCAUCAGUUUAAAUGCCCUUAAAGUCAGAUGGUUGGCAAUCCCCAAAGAGCAAGCAUAGUCAGUCAGCUACAGCUGGCACUUUUCACCCAGGUGCCAUCUGUCCACUCUGGCGCCCGGUCAAAGAAUAUGAAACUAUUUUCUGUCUCUUUCCCCCUCAUUCCUCGCAUCCCGCGUAUCCAUCGACUACACGCAGUGAAGCCGUUUGAAUGUGCAAGUGCUAUCUGUACAUAGUGUGCACACUCAUGUUUGCCAAAAGGAGCUUUUUUUGCAGUGUAGCAUCACAGCCUUGACAGCUAGAGAGCAUCACAAACAAACA